Zingiber officinale is the source of this 964-nucleotide messenger RNA. RefSeq names its product ADP-ribosylation factor-like protein 5. The coding region runs from base 190 to 738 and encodes 182 amino acids. The record is from RefSeq and is a predicted model, not a curated record. Gene Ontology annotation, cellular component: trans-Golgi network; cytoplasm. Gene Ontology annotation, molecular function: GTPase activity; GTP binding. Gene Ontology annotation, biological process: intracellular protein transport; vesicle-mediated transport; protein localization to Golgi membrane. NCBI's taxonomy places the organism in Eukaryota, Viridiplantae, Streptophyta, Magnoliopsida, Zingiberales, Zingiberaceae. The transcript has 3 exons.
UGAUGGAACAAUGGUGGAACACUAUAAAAGGAAUUUUACCUCAUAAGUUGGGAAUAUAUCUCAUCCCAUUUCCUUUCCUCCUCCGAUCUCUCGAUUUCCAGGCGAGGGCGAAGCUCCCUAUCGGAAGUCCAGAUCCCAGUUCCGGCGAUCGAUAGAUUUCGUUGGUGGCUAGGUUAGAUCGGGGAGGAGAUGGGGGUGUUCUUUUCUAGGUUCUGGUUCUUGAUGUUUCCCGCGAAGGAGUACAAGAUCGUGGUCAUUGGGUUGGACAAUGCCGGAAAGACUACGACGCUGUACAAACUGCACCUGGGGGAGGUCGUGAACACCAGUCCCACGGUCGGCAGCAACGUGGAGGAGGUCGUCUAUAAGAACAUACGAUUUGAGGUGUGGGAUCUAGGAGGACAAGAAAGGCUGAGAACAUCAUGGGCGACAUACUAUCGUGGAACUCAUGCUGUUAUUGCUGUAAUAGACAGUACUGACCGAGCUCGGAUCAGUAUCAUGAAGGAUGAACUUUUCAGGCUCCUUCAACAUGGUGAUCUUGAGCACACUGUGGUACUCGUAUUUGCCAACAAGCAGGAUCUGAAAGAUGCCAUGUCCCCUGCUGAGGUAACUGAAGCCCUCUCGCUACAUAGCAUCAAGAACCAUGACUGGCAUAUCCAGGCUUGCUGUGCCCUUACAGGCGAGGGGUUGUAUGAUGGGUUGGGAUGGAUAGCUGAGCGAGUUGGCAAGCCAGCGACCUGAAGUAAACAUCCUUUACAUGCAUCGUCUCUGUAUUCCCUUCGAAAGAAGACAUUGUUUGUUUGACGCUUGACGCUUUAAGAUAUGUUUUCCCUACAUUCGUAGUAUCACGUUCUUUCCUAGUCAAACAUACACCAAGUUAUUGUUUAUAAACCAUGCAAGCUGGCCAAAAUGUUCGAAUAAUUAAUUCACUUGAAUUCGUUAUGAAUAGAAGUUGCCGUUCCUUUUC